AUGAAGUCGUCUCUCCUAUUUUGUUUCAUCGGACUAAGUGCUGCCUUCCAUCUUGUUCCACCUCGGCCGACAAAAAAGUUCGAGCUCAAUCUAACUUGGGGCACCAAGGCGCCCGAUGGAAUUGAGCGCCAACAGGCCUUAAUUAAUGGCCAAUUCCCUGGGCCUGCUCUCAUCUUUGACGAGGGCGACAAUGUAGAGGUGACAGUUAACAAUUUCCUGCCAUUUAACACCACGAUGCAUUGGCAUGGCAUUGAACAACAAGGAACAUCAUGGUCAGAUGGUGUGCCUGGAGUCUCGCAAAGACUUAUUGCCCCUGGCGGAAGAUUUGUUUCUAAAUUCACUGCUUCACAAUAUGGAACAUACUGGUAUCAUUCGCAUUGCGCGGGACAAAUAAUGGAUGGCUUGUAUGGACCGAUCUAUAUCAGGCCGCGAGAUAUUGCCGCCAAUCUGGCUAGUAUGAUAUCAAAUGACACAAAGGCACAUUCUCAAAUCAACAAUGCCAUUCGAGACCCCAAAUUGCUGAUGAUUUCCGAUUGGUUUCAUAAUACAUCAGAAGAGCUCCGGAACAUUGCGGUUUCUGCAAACCUUGAUACAUUAUGUGCAGAUUCUAUCUUGAUCAAUGGCAAAGGCCGAGUGCGCUGCGUCGAUCCUGCGUAUUUGACCAGUCUGACUCCUGCCCCAUUGCUCCCCCUGCUCCAGGGCAUGAACUACACAGCAAAAGGAUGUAUUCCAGUUCGAAAUACCUUUGCUCAAACAACAUUUGCUCAGCAUAACUACACUGCAAUCCCACCAUCCCUGUUUGACCAAUGCAAUUCCACAGAGUCAAUGGAGGAAGUGAUCAAAGUUGACCAUCAGAAGGGCUGGGUAAGCCUCAAUCUCAUCGGUUCAGCAUCGGUCUCUGUCCCAACAGUCUCUAUCAAUAAUCAUUCUCUUUGGGUAUACGAAGUUGAUGGUCGAUACAUUGUACCCACCAAAGUUGAUGCAUUGUCAAUUAAUAACGGUGCUCGCUAUUCCGUUCUGGUUGAAUUGAAUAAAACGCCUGGUAACUACCUGAUCACAGCAGCCAAUGCCGGACUCAACCAAAAGUUUGCCGGGUACGGUACUUUCUCCUACAUCAACGGUGACUCCUCCGUCGUGGGCAAGCCUUCAAUCAACUACGGUGGAAACAGUAUCGGUACAGAUGUUGUUGUCUUGGACGAAAGUAAAAUCAAGCCACUUAUCCCAAGUCGACCCAGUGCACAGGCGGACCAAACAUACCUGCUCACCAUUGGCCGUAUUGAAAAAGCCUGGAAAUGGUCUCUUCAUGGGAACCAUUCGUACGGUCUAUCUCUUGAGUCAGAGAAGCCGAUGUUAUGGGAUCCCCAGUCAUACGCAGAUAGUGACUUGGUUAUCGCUACGAAAAACGAUACCUGGGUGGAUAUUGUAUUUGCCGUAUCUGGCAAAGCGUCGACUAUCCAACCUGGUCAUCCGAUUCACAAGCAUUCAAACAUGGUUUAUCUUCUCGGUGCCGGUUCAGGCGAGUUCAAUUGGACUUCUGUUGCAGAGGCUCAACAGGAAAUCCCAGAGAUGUUUAACCUGGUCGACCCUCCAAUGAGAGAUACAUUCACAUCGCUUCCUGCCUUGCAAAGCCCAAGCUGGAUGGCAGUUCGCUAUCAUGUGCAAAAUCCCGGUGCCUUCUUCCUCCACUGCCAUAUCGAUCCUCACCUCACCGGAGGAAUGGCACUCGCAAUAUUGGACGGCAUAGAUACGUGGCCUAGCAUUCCUACACAGUAUGGCCCGAAGGGUCAUUGGGGGAAGGCCAACCAAAUAGGAAACAUCAUUGAUGAUCGUGAUGGAUACAAAGGGUAA
Molecule: messenger RNA, 1848 nt
Organism: Penicillium expansum
Lineage: Eukaryota; Fungi; Ascomycota; Eurotiomycetes; Eurotiales; Aspergillaceae
Product: Multicopper oxidase, type 2
Exons: 13
Coding region: 1-1848 (615 amino acids)
Molecular function (GO): copper ion binding; oxidoreductase activity
Source: RefSeq, a predicted model, not a curated record